AUACAAAUUAUCUCUCAUGCAAAUUCGUCUAAUGUAAUAGUUUUAAAGCCAUUCACUAAGCAAUAUUUUGUCGACUGUUUGCAAACUUUGCAUUCUAUUAAUUUAACGUUGUGUUGUUUGAUAAAGUUGGCGCUAUUUUGUUGAAUGAUUAGUUGACCGUUAGCUAACUUUCUAGAUAACGUUAGCUGCUAGCUAGAUUAGCUAACAACAAGUUUAAAAAAAACAAUAGUUAUUUCGUGAUCAUCAAAUAAUGCAGUGCUCUAAAAACGAAUUAACGAAACAUUUAGUUUUGUUACAGAAUGGAAGACUAUGAACAGUUCAUACAACGCCGACUUUACGAACUGAAAAGGAAGGAUAGCAACGACAACAACAAGAACCAACGCCGGACACUGGAAUCACCAUGUACUCGCCACGGAUCAUCAGCUAUCCGUUUCCAUGGCAUACCCAUCCUUCCUCCAUUGCUCACAGGAGUUCAAAGAGAAGAGAUGCAGAGACACAGAGAGGCAGCCAAGAGGACUACGGAUAGGAGGAAGACUCAGCCCUCUGAGACGAGGAUGUCCUACGUUCAGAACAUUCUACACAGUGUUCAGCUGAGGCAAGCACCAACACUGGAGGAGUUCUUUCAGGGUGAACCAGGACUAACGGCAGCCAAAACCACCAACCUACACCACAGCAAUGUCUGCCAGGUUCUAGCGUCGCAGAAUGAUGAUGUCACCGAGACCAAGAACAGCUUGCCGGGGUCGUACUCCCCACCAACCUUAACCGUCAUGCAUGAUGGGAAAGCAGGCAUCCUCGUCCGAGGUCCUCCCAUGACGUCGACAGCCUACGGCGCCUUCACAACGAAUCACCUUACAACUCUCCAUAACACCACCACUGUGAGGGAAACCUUCCUAGAUAAGCUGGUCUGUGACCCAAUGACACCUUCUCUAGCUAGAGAGACAACCACACACACCAACCAGGUUGUUCCACAAACAGAGACCCGGACCAGGGAGAGAAUCUUGUAUGACCAGGAUAAGACCACCAAUGCUGGGUGUGUUCUGGAGGAGGACCUGGGUUCAGGAGAAGCAGCGGUGGAUCCUCUAGCUGACAUCAGCCACCAGUCUUCAGAGACCCGGACCAGGGAGAGACUCUUGUAUGACCAGGAUAAGUCCACCAAUGCUGGGUGUGUUCUGGAGGAGGACCUGGGUUCAGGAGAAGCAGCGGUGGAUCCUCUAGCUGACAUCAGCCACCAGUCUUCGGGGUACGUGACGUAUGAAAACGCGGAGGCCACCUGUGUGUUGAGUCGGACCGAGGCUGGGGAGAGCAUUAUGUCAGGGCCUGAGGAGGGGACACCAGGUGGAACGGGGGGGGUUCUCCUACACAACACCUCCGAUACAAACACAACCAAGGCAUGUAAUAUCAUCAGCCAUCCUCCCAUUGAUGCUGAAGAUCUGGAGGAGGGGUCGUCCCCGUGUGACGAUGACCUCAUAACCAGUGGCCCUGCAGAUGAGGCGAGCGUGACGUCGUCCUGGUGUAAUGACGUCAUACCAGACUAUUUAGAGGAAGCGUUGGGGACGUCGCCGCUACAGAGCAACGAUAUCGCACCUCCUGUAGAAGACCGCAUAGCAAGUCAUCCAGGAAAGAAGUGUGGCACUGCUAAUAUUGUCACUUUCCCCCAGCAUCAAGCCUCAUCACUAUCAGACCGUCCUGAACCCAAGAUUGUAGUGACAUGUCCUCAGGCUGAGGCCUCAACACCGGACCUCUGCAAACCAGAUCAGGCUUCAGACUUAGACCUGGAACGACCGGAGGGACCAUACCGGCUUAGCCUCCAGACUCUUCUAAAGAAAUCCCAGGCAGUUUUGGAACGCCCCAAACCAGGCAGGAACCAGCCAGAAUCAGAACCAAAGAGCCAGACUGGAGAUGUAGACUUGGACCCGGAAUCGGAACCAGUGGCAGGGCCGUACCGUCUCAGCCUUCAGACCCUGCUGAAAAAGUCCCAGGAGCACCGGAGACGCCAGCGUCAGCUGAAGAACCAGGCCAAGACCUCUACUUGUCCUACCAGGACCCAGGAGGCCUCGACACACCAGAAGAUGGAGGAGGAGAUCAGUUUCUCAGACAAGGAGAAUGAGGAGUUCCUCCAGUCAGGGAGAGUGAUGGCGGAGGGAAGGAAAACCCGGGACAGGGAUUGGAGAAAGGAUCAUCUGGGAAUGGGAGUCCAGUUUUCCAGACCGCCACCACUAGAGAUAUUCCCUAAGGAAGCGUGGGUUCAACGUGAGGAGGAGAAGGCGAGCUCUAGGAUUGUGGAAAGAAUGGGACUCAACGAAAAAGGAUGUCAUGAAAGAAUAUUGAAGGAAUUGGAAGCUGGAAAUGGCCCUUCACAUUUGGUUGGUCGAGAAGGAAACACCCAAUCCCAAUCUCCUCCAGGAGUGGACAUUGAUGCUGGCUCGGCAGCCGAAGACAUCCAGCUACACCUCUCACCAGACGUCACAGCAGCACCGUCAAAGCUAAUGGAGAACCUUCCACAUCCUAUCUCAGCCUCCAUAACCCAGAAAUCAUUCUACCUAGUCAGGGAGAAGAGCUCUACCCUGCCGAGGCCUUCCUCUCUGGGGGGUAGUAGGUUCCAGACCGUCCCUACCCCCCAGUUUAGUAUGAGCCCUAUCCGCUGUAAGAGUAAAGGAAACAGUGGGGGAGGAGGGCGUGGCACCCCCAAGAGGCAGAUCCUGGUAAACACACCUUUGAAUGUAGACAACGAGGUGGGGUCGGUGACUGGGCAGGAAAAGAAUGAUGCUCGGGACCAAAGGCAUCUGCACAGAGCGCCCCUAGUGGCUGGGGGUGGUGCAACACCUAUGCGUAGGAGCUCAGACCAGGCAGAACAGAUAGCUCAGCUGGAGCUCAACCUGUCCAGCCUCAAAAUACUGAUCUCAGACCUGGAGUCCACGUUCACAGAGACACCAGAGAGCCACCAGACACACAACAACAGCCAGACGGAUAAUAUAGACCAACAACACAAAUACAUGGACGACCACACACCUGACAGCCAGGCCUUACAGAGAACAGGGAACCAGACACACAACAACAGCCAGACUGAUAAUAGUAGUAACCUUACCAUGGAUCCGCCACAUAAAUACAUGGACUACCAUACACCUGAGAGUCAGGCAGAGAGUAACCUUACUGACAGUGAGAAAGGAAGAGGGGAUGGAGGUCAGAGGUCAGCUGAUAAGAUGGCGGUGGUCCCCUGUAGAGUCCAGUGGUGUGACAGCGUACCUCCAUUGGUCAAGGAGGUGGAGAUCACUGUUACAACGGGUUACAAAAGACAAGAUGGUCGCCAGCAGCAGCCUCUUGCAGCGGGCCUCGUCACCUCCCUCACUCAGAAGAGGAGAGUUCCUGACGUGUUCCGGAAGGUUCCAUAUGAUGUCAUCAAGGUUCCAUCGGAAGUUAUCAAGGUUCGGAAUGACGUCGUCAAUAUUCCGUCAUCACACAAAACACCUUUCUCCGUCCUCUCAGACGCCAGUGACAACCAGCACCAGCGAAUGGAGUGGAAGAGUUAUCUGGAGGACCCUGCCCACUUCCAAUCCAUCAACCAAUCGUAUGACGUGGACACGCCCUCAGGGCUCUGGCUCCAGGGAGGGUCAGGGUCAGAGGGGUCGUUGAAAGGUCAUGACCCCGCGGGGAAGCAGCUGACCCCUGAGAACGGAGGUGGUGGUCAGGGAGGGGCGUCAAGGGCCAAACGUAGACUGGUCAUGCACACGACAGAGGGGAACAGGGGACAAGGACGAAGAGAGGUGAUGAACAGGCCUCACUCCAGUACUCCUAAAGCUGCUGUGCGGUCACACAGUGUGGAGAACCAGCAGGUGGGAUCCUGUUCCAGUCAGGAGAACCAGCAGCUCCAGCUGAAGCAGACCCAUGCAGCCCAAGUCAGAGCCCUGAAGGAGGAGCAGAGGAGACAGCAGCAACAACUACUGCAGAUGCUGGCUGUACGUUACCAGCUACUCCAGAGUUUGUCCUUCCCUGUGUCCUCCUGCCCCACAUCCAGCUCACGUCUAGGGGACAACACGACCUCUCUCCUCCCCCUUUCUUCCAUCCCUCUGUCCUCCAUCCCCCUGUCCAUCCCUCUGUUCUCCCCCUCACCAGGAUCCCUCCUUUCAGACCCAGACUCCCCCCCACCAGGAUCCCUCCUUUCAGACCCAGACUCCCCCUCACGGUCUCCCAGGUGUCUGUCUGUGUGUUUUGGCCCCCUGGUGGCAGCAGCAGUGAAGGGAUACCUAACCAGGAGGCUCCUACGCACAGAGAGAGUGGGACAGCUGCUAUGUACCAUCAAGGACACGCAGCAGUUCCUGCAGUCCUUCCAGCCCCAGAGCCCUGGGAGAGACAGCAGGCAAGACCUGGUGCUGCAGGAGAGAGUCACACUGCAGCUCCGAUCGGCACGUUAUGAGGUCCAGGACAUCUUCUGUCUGUCAGCAGGAGACAGGAUGCAGAUCAUCAGCUGGGACAGACAGCUGGCCAGGGACAGGGAGAUGAAACGCCAGACUGGGGAAACGGGGUCGACCAGGGGGAAGAGUUCUCUGUCAGCUGCUACACAGAAGGCCUUGGAGAGGAAGAGAGGAGUCAUGAUGAGGAAAGCGGCAGAGGGGCAGAGGGGGACUGGAGCUGUGGUUGUUGCUGGCCAGAAGGGCCCCCUGGCUGGGGCAGAGGGGAACGUCAUGAAGCAGACACGUGGGUCUUUUCGACCCAACCCUCAAAGGGUCCCCAAGACCACCCAGUCCCGCAGAUCUCGGUGAAGAUGGUCUACUUAUCGGGCUAAACUGGACCGGAACUGGGUCGUGUUCAUUUUGGCACAGUGUAGCAAAACGUUUUGCACAGGAGAACGAAAACGAGCGUUUCUUAUUGGACAAGUUCAGGCUCAUAUUCAUUAGUGAAAAUAUUUUGGAAAAUGAAAGUGUUUAUCUUUCUUAUUGGACAAGUUCAGGUAGUCCCUCCCUUGACCCAGGUAAUGAAUACUGUUGAUACCUAAAUAUACACACACACACACACACACACAAUCCAUCUCACUUAACCCUAAAACAAUACGCCCCUAUGGGCCCUGGUCAAAGUAAUGCACUAUACAGGGAAUAGGCUGCCAUUUGGGAUGCAUGCAUAGUGUUUCUUGCUAACCAUCUGGAAAGUGUUGUAUUUUAACUUGAUUGUAUUCUACAAAGGCACAACUCACUGCAUUCAAAUGCAUCUUAGCUACUACAUACUGUAUGUGACAAUCUAUUCUUACCACAAGACCUCAGGACUUGUUUUUGGACACACUGUUCGUAAUAUGUUAGUUUUAUACUAUUUAUAUUUCCUAUACCUGUUUGUGGUACGGUAUUGGGAUGGCAAUGCAACCAAAGCCCAGAAAACCCAAGUCUAGUUUUGAAGGUCUGUUCUGAGUGUUCUGCUUUCCUACUGUUUUUGUUCUAAAUUAUUUAGAAGUGUUUUUUAAUAAAUGUUUUUAUAAAAAAUUUACUUG
Messenger RNA from Salvelinus fontinalis (brook trout), 5473 nucleotides. RefSeq lists its product as uncharacterized. The transcript is spliced from 12 exons. The coding region runs from base 300 to 4757 and encodes 1485 amino acids. Gene Ontology annotation, biological process: centrosome duplication; centriole replication; regulation of cytokinesis. NCBI's taxonomy places the organism in Eukaryota, Metazoa, Chordata, Actinopteri, Salmoniformes, Salmonidae. Gene Ontology annotation, cellular component: centriole. The record is from RefSeq and is a predicted model, not a curated record.